CAUCUUUGUGGGUGGACCGGGGUUUAAUAUAAGGCAAAUGUUUUGAACCGACAUUAGUAGUGUUUAUAUAUCCAGAGGGAUAGAUGGCGAGUCUUCGUUUAAUUCUCUGCUUUGUUGUUAUGACCCUGAUUGGGGAUACCGAUGCUCAUGGGCGCUUGAUGAAGCCAUGUCAAAGAGGCUCUCUGUGGAGGUGUUAUGAUCAAAACCAAUUCGCGUCAAAUUUCGAUGAUAUGGGCAACUUUUGCGGUGGAACGCAAGUACAAUGGAAUAGAAACGGAGGAAAAUGUGGGGUAUGUGGCGACGCAUACGAUUCUAGUUUGAAACGCCAUGAGGUAGGCGGUCCCUUUGCAACUGGAUUCAUAACUGAGACCUACAGCCAGGGACAGCAAAUUGAUGUUAUGGUACAACUGACUGCUGCACAUCUCGGAAAGUUCAUCUUCAGAGUGUGUAAACAAGUUGAUGAGACCAAAGAGGUGACCCAAGAAUGCUUGGAUCAAAACCAAUUAAAGGUGAUAGAAAAUGGCGUUGCAAAAGAUUACUAUGAGUCUAGAGAAACUGGUGCAGCUAAGGUGAACUUGAAGGUCCAGCUUCCCCCUGAUAUGGUUUGCGAUCAUUGCGUGUUCCAAUGGUGGUACAAAACAGGCAACAGUUGGGGACAAUUUCCAGGACAGCCUGGAUGCAAAGGUUGUGGUCCACAGGAAACAUUUGUGAAUUGCGCCGACAUCAAAAUCACGCCGAGUGACGGGAAUCCGCAGCCAGCAACAAAAGCUCCGGUAACAAUGCAACCUGCUACUCAAGCCCCAGCAACAUGGCAACCUGCAACUCAGGCCCCAGCAACAUGGCAACCUGCAACUCAGGCCCCAGCGACAUGGCAACCUGUAACACAAGCUCCAGCGACAUGGCGCCCUAUAACACAAGCUCCAGUAACCCAGGCUCCUCGCACGACUCCAAGGGUAUCCCCUGGGGGUAUGGUCACAUCCUGCACUGCCGGACAGUACCUCUCUUGUACGGCCGCAGGUGUGUUUGCAGGAAAUAGGGGAUACGAUACAUGGUGUGACCAAUAUUGCAGGGCCAACUCGCCUAACUGUAAGCCUCUGUUCUGUUCCUGUACUUGCAAAUAUUCACGCUCUAGUGGAUCCGGUCUAUGUCUUUUAGGACCAACCCUCUGCAAUUUCCUCAGACAAAACAGUGCCUAUGCUGAUGCCGUAAAACUUUUCUGUGACUGCAAUUAGUAAUACUAUAAUAAAAACACUCUGAACUUUGAUCAAAGCUUCAAAUGAACAAAUACUUUGAACUUUGGUCACAUCUUCAAAUGAGCAAUCUUUUCUACAGUCUUCUCUAAUUAAAAGUAGUAAACUUGCAAUGAUUUAUUAUUUCUUAAAAUACUGCAUUGUUUUGUCAUUUACUACGGCAGAAAAUAUAUAAUAUGUCUGGAAAGUGGCAAAUCGGUACACAUAGUAACUGUAUUUCUCAAGUUUGGCUGUAAUGCUUCGAGACAUACAUGUACAUUACAGUGUAUAUCAACAAAAAUAAAACAAGUGCGUUCGGAUAGCGUCAAGUAAAGCCAAUAUUUUCAAGAAAUCUCACAUACAGAGAGAGAGAGAGACAGAGAGAUAAAUGUGUUUAUUACUAUUUUUUUCAUUACUGCACGGUUUUCAAGAAUGCAGGUGUAACCAAAUAUAUAGAUUCGUUUAACCUGUAGAGGCCAAGGACCUGGUGAAUGAUUAUAGAGGCACUACAGCUAAUUUUGCGCAAAGUCAAUAAAAUGACAACUAAGCUUGAACUUGAAAAUUACGCUUUGUGAAAUCUUUUUGCUAAAACUAACAGUUUUAGACGGACAGUUAUGGAACGCCUCAACUGUCUUGUGUAGAUAAUCUUCAUAAUAUGAUGACGCUUUAACAUUACAUGCUGAUACUUCAACAUUACAUGAUGGUACUUUAAUAUUACGUGCUGAUACUUCAACAUUACAUGAUGGUACUUUAACAUUACAUGCUGAUACUUCAAAAUUGCAUGAUGGUACUUUAACAUUACAUGCUGAUACUUUAACAUUACAUGCUGAUACUUCUUCAUUAUAUGAUACUUUAUCAUAACAUGCUAGUUGAAUAGUUGAAUCCGGUACAUAUAUGAUUGCGUCCAUGAGGAAAGAGUGCUUAUGGCAUUUUUUGUGUGCACAUUUUGAGAUUUUUACAGAAUUGAAUAAAAAAUAUCUU
Magallana angulata is the source of this 2210-nucleotide messenger RNA. RefSeq lists its product as uncharacterized. Lineage: Eukaryota; Metazoa; Mollusca; Bivalvia; Ostreida; Ostreidae. The transcript is spliced from 4 exons. The record is from RefSeq and is a predicted model, not a curated record. The coding region runs from base 84 to 1232 and encodes 382 amino acids.